Molecule: messenger RNA, 1074 nt
Organism: Lampris incognitus (smalleye Pacific opah)
Lineage: Eukaryota; Metazoa; Chordata; Actinopteri; Lampriformes; Lampridae
Exons: 11
Coding region: 1-1074 (357 amino acids)
Source: RefSeq, a predicted model, not a curated record
AUGGCAGACCAGAUUGGCAACAACAGUGGCUUUAACAUUGCUAACAACUCAGGACAGAUUGGUUCUGGGAAUAACUUCUCAGUCCAAGGAGGUGGUGGUUGUGGUUCCUCUGUGGGCAACAACUCUGACCUUUGUGUUUCUGGAAACAACUCAGGAUCCAUCGGUUCAGGGAACUGUGAUACUGUCGGUGCAGCGAUGGCAGACCAGAUUGGCAACAACAGUGGCUUUAACAUUGCUAACAACUCAGGACAGAUUGGUUCUGGGAAUAACUUCUCAGUCCAAGGAGGUGCUGGUUGUGGUUCCUCUGUGGGCAACAACUCUGACCUUUGUGUUUCUGGAAACAACUCAGGAUCCAUCGGUUCAGGGAACUGUUAUACUGUCGGUGCAGCGAUGGCAGACCAGAUUGGCAACAACAGUGGCUUUAACAUUGCUAACAACUCAGGACAGAUUGGUUCUGGGAAUAACUUCUCAGUCCAAGGAGGUGCUGGUUGUGGUUCCUCUGUGGGCAACAACUCUGACCUUUGUGUUUCUGGAAACAACUCAGGAUCCAUCGGUUCAGGGAACUGUUAUACUGUCGGUGCAGCGAUGGCAGACCAGAUUGGCAACAACAGUGGCUUUAACAUUGCUAACAACUCAGGACAGAUUGGUUCUGGGAAUAACUUCUCAGUCCAAGGAGGUGCUGGUUGUGGUUCCUCUGUGGGCAACAACUCUGACCUUUGUGUUUCUGGAAACAACUCAGGAUCCAUCGGUUCAGGGAACUGUUAUACUGUCGGUGCAGCGAUGGCAGACCAGAUUGGCAACAACAGUGGCUUUAACAUUGCUAACAACUCAGGACAGAUUGGUUCUGGGAAUAACUUCUCAGUCCAAGGAGGUGCUGGUUGUGGUUCCUCUGUGGGCAACAACUCUGACCUUUGUGUUUCUGGAAACAACUCAGGAUCCAUCGGUUCAGGGAACUGUUAUACUGUCGGUGGAGGAAGAGGACACCAGACAAGUAUUGGAAACGCCACUAAUCUGGAUGUUUCUUGUAACUCCGGGUCCAUUGCCUCCGGAAACUCUUUCAAUGUGCAGCAGUAG